CGGGCCUCGACUUUUCCCGGCCGCUGGACGAUGAGGCUUAUUGGGAUCCGCGCAGCAGCGCCGCUGCGGUUACCGGGUUACGAGUAGGACCGGGCGAGCCGCCGCAGUUAAAAAUGGCAGAAACAACCACUUCUCCACUGAAGCACUUUGUGUUGGCUAAAAAGACCAUUACCGCCAUCUUUCAACAGUUACUGGAGUAUGUCACCGAGGGCACAAAUUUUGUUGAAGCAACAUAUAAGAAUCCAGAACUUGAACAGAUAGCCACUGAGGAUGAUCUGGCAGAAAUACAGGCCUAUAAAAAUAAGCUAUCUGUCAUUGGUGAGGUGCUGGCCCGGAGACACAUGAAAGUGGCAUUUUUUGGCAGGACAAGUAGUGGCAAGAGCUCCGUCAUCAAUGCUAUGUUAUGGGACAAGGUUCUUCCCAGUGGCAUCGGCCACACAACAAACUGCUUCCUGAGCGUAGAAGGAACAGAUGGGGAUAAAGCCUAUCUGAUGACAGAAGGAUCCGAUGAGAAGAAAAGUGUCAAGACUGUGAACCAGCUGGCCCAUGCUCUUCAUAUGGACAAGGACCUGAAAGCUGGCUGUCUUGUACAUGUAUUUUGGCCUAAGGCAAAGUGUGCACUGUUGAGAGAUGACUUGGUUUUAGUAGACAGUCCAGGCACAGACGUCACUACGGAGCUGGAUAGCUGGAUUGAUAAAUUUUGUUUAGAUGCUGAUGUCUUCGUUUUGGUAGCAAAUUCAGAAUCAACAUUAAUGAACACGGAAAAACACUUUUUUCACAAGGUAAAUGAACGACUUUCCAAGCCUAAUAUCUUUAUCCUGAAUAACCGUUGGGAUGCCUCUGCCUCAGAACCAGAAUAUAUGGAAGAUGUGCGACGGCAGCACAUGGAGCGCUGCUUGAAUUUCUUGGUGGAGGAGCUCAAAGUGGUGGAUCCCUCUGAGGCACAGAAUCGCAUCUUCUUUGUUUCAGCAAAGGAAGUUCUCAGUGCACGAAAGCAAAAGGCACAAGGGAUGCCUGAGGGAGGUGGGGCCCUUGCUGAAGGAUUUCAGACAAGAUUCCAGGAGUUUCAGAACUUUGAACAAAUCUUUGAGGAGUGUAUCUCGCAGUCAGCAGUGAAAACAAAGUUUGAACAGCACACUAUCAGAGCUAAACAGAUAAUAGACACUGUGAAAAACAUAAUGGAUGCAAUAAACGUGGCAGCCGCAGAAAAAAGGAUUUAUUCCUUGGAGGAGAGGGAGGACCAGACGGACAGAUUGGACUUUAUUAGAAACCAGAUGAAUCUUUUAACACAAGAUGUUAAGAAAAAGAUCAAAGAGGUUACAGCAGAGGUAGAGAACAAGGUUUCGUGUGCUAUGACGGAUGAAAUUUGUCGUCUCUCCCUUUUGGUUGAUGAGUUUUGUUCUGACUUCCAUCCUUCUCCAAGUGUGCUCAAAGUGUAUAAAACUGAACUAAACAAGCACAUAGAAGAUGGUAUGGGAAGAAAUUUGGCUGAUCGCUGUUCCACUGAAGUCAAUGCCUCAAUGCACCAAUCGCAGCAGGAAAUGAUUGAAAAUCUGAAGCCAUUGCUUCCUACCGGUAUACAGAAUAAGCUCCAUGUAUUAAUCCCUUGUAAGAAAUUUGAUCUCAGCUACGACUUGAACUGUCACAAGUUGUGUUCUGACUUUGAAGAAGAUAUUGUAUUUCGUUUUUCCUUGGGGUGGUCAUCCCUGGUUAGCCGGUUCUUGGGGCCUACGAAUGCCCAGAGGGUUCUCUUAGGAUUAUCAGAGCCCAUCUUACAGGUGCCUCGAUCUAUCGCUUCUACUCCCUCUGCUCCUCCUAAUCCUGCAACACCAGAUGUUGUGUCUCAGGAAGAACUGAUGGUGACCCUCGUAACGGGCUUAGCUUCUUUAACAUCGAGGACUUCUAUGGGCAUCAUUUUCGUUGGCGGAGUGAUUUGGAAAACAGUGGGCUGGAAACUUAUAACAAUUUCCCUAAGUAUGUAUGGAGCUUUGUAUCUCUAUGAAUGGCUGAGUUGGACCACUCGAGCAAAGGAGAAGGCCUUCAAGCAGCAGUUUGUAAACUAUGCAACUGAAAAACUGCAGAUGAUCGUCAGCUUCACGAGUGCUAACUGCAGCCAUCAAGUACAGCAGGAAAUGGCUACGACUUUUGCUCGUCUGUGUCAGCAAGUUGAUGUUACCCAGAAACAGCUGGAAGAAGAAAUUUCUAGGCUGUCCAAAGAAAUAGACCAGUUGGAGAAAAUACAAAACAAUUCAAAACUUUUAAGAAAUAAAGCAAUUCGACUUGAAAACGACCUGGAGAAUUUUACCAGGCAGUUCCUUCACCCAAGCAAAUAGAAGAAUCUCAGCAGACUCUGGUGGCCCCAGAGGAGAAGCAGGACUCUUGACUCUUGUGUUGAUUUACAUGAAGGAUGACUCGAAAUAGGGAUUGUCUGGGUUUAGAUUCUGGCAGUGAUCUCUCUUGAGGUCUUUGUUUCUUAACAGUGGUUACGUGGUAUGUUUGGAUCCUUAGUUGUAAUGGGGGCGGGGGAGAGGUUAAAGAACCAAAUCUUUUGUGAUUUAAAAUAAUGAAUUUGUGAAGGGAAGUACAACUGAUUGUGAGACCUAUGGUUGGGGAAUGGGUUUUUGAGCUCCUAGAUAGGGUUUUGUUUGAUUCUGAAAAACCCUGCUUCCUGGCAUCCAGGAAUUAGAAAGACUAUUAUAGCCCCGUUUUUUCCAGAAUAACUUUUUCUGUGUCCUCUUUUAUUGGGAGUAACCAGUCUUUUAUUUUUUUAAAAUACUCACUUAUCUAUUAGCCAAGAAGAGGAGGAUGUCUUAAAGUGUUAUUAUUUAUGCAGAUAACAUCAUUUUUGUUAAUACAUUCAUAAAUUUUUAACUUGCCCAUUACAACUACCUAAUUGGGCCUUGUCAUCAAAUUGUCAUUCACUUAAAACAGGAUUUGUGGGUAAUAAUCCUCUUUCCCAAGCAAAAAAGGAACACCAUCUAUGAAACUCCUGAAAUGAAGUUGAAAGUGCCAGAUUGAUUAAAAAUAGUUCAGCCAUAUAGAGCAGUUAGAAUCCAAAGUGUCAGGAAUACUUUCAUGUACAGAAGUAAGAAGGGAGUGCUUGCCUGUGUGGGCUCGGGCUUUCAUGUGGAACAUUGGCCAAGUAGGGUUCCCCGGUGUCCUUUUCAUUGUGUGAAUGUGCCAGCUUGUGUUUCAUCUUACCAAGGUUUUCAUGUGCUUGAGUAUAUGGUGAAUCGUCCAGUUUGCUUUUAUAUCCAAAAUGGGGUUGAAGAAAAAUUCUGUUGCUCUCGGGGGAAAAUGUAUUGGCCAGGUUUGACAUUUUGCUGGGGAAAGAAGAGAAUUUCAUACUCCCUUAUUUUAGGUACCAGAGCUGAGCUCCUUCCCAGGGCUGCCUGAGCAGUUUUCUGUUGAGAACAUUUUACUGUAAAUAGUGAUUUUGGGGGGUGAUUCAUCCACUGCUUCCCUUUUUUGUGCCUUUAAGGCUUCUGAAUGCUAUUUAUUAUUUGACCUUCUCCAGGCAGGUGUGCCUGUAUUUUUAAAGAAUAAAUAGCAUUGUUUUUGGCCAUUAAAAGCCUUUCAAAUUAUUUAUAUAUAUUUUUAUGCAGAUUAAAUGUUUAACAGGAUAAAAUAUUCAGGUCCAGAAUUGAAAAAAAAGUUGUUGAGACUGCUAAUAACCCUGACAGGGCCCACAAGGAAGAAUGGGAAAAGUGGCAACACUGGGUGGUCUUGGAUUAGAGUUCACACUCAGGCCACAAACUGGCCCCUAGUAUGAGCCAGCUCCUUACGUGCAUGUGGGCAGCGCAGUGGCUUGGUUCCAUCGAUCUGACUAGUACAGCAGUCAUCAGUUUCCUUCAGUACUUUGAAAUAAAGACUUGCUACCUGAUUGUUUGGAAAUCUGUUGUAUGCAUGUUGGAAAUAGGAAAGAUGGCUUAAGGAACCAAAACCAACCCUCUUGGUCCCCCACCCCCCAUCCUAAAGCCAACCCAAGCCUACGACUUGCACAGAAAUUAUGUGAUUUUAGUACUAAUGUGGUUCAGACUUUUACAAAAUACUUGAUGUUUAUUUUCUAUGUCUGCAAGAUCAUUUAUAAACUUUGUAUAAUCCUAAACUUUUUACAAACAUAGUUAUUUUAUAGUGGUUCAAACUUCCAAGGGAAAAAUAAAAGCUAUACCCAU
Molecule: messenger RNA, 4175 nt
Organism: Vombatus ursinus (common wombat)
Lineage: Eukaryota; Metazoa; Chordata; Mammalia; Diprotodontia; Vombatidae
Gene: MFN1
Product: mitofusin 1
Exons: 18
Coding region: 114-2333 (739 amino acids)
Biological process (GO): mitochondrial fusion; mitochondrion localization
Cellular component (GO): mitochondrial outer membrane
Molecular function (GO): GTP binding; GTPase activity
Source: RefSeq, a predicted model, not a curated record